GCUGCCCGGCGGCGGGCAAGUCGCGGCAGCGGCGGGCGGGGCUGGCGGGUUGGAUGCGUCGCGGGCAGACGAGGAGGCAGCGCGGAGCGGGCCCGGUGGAGCCCCAGGCAGGCGGCGGCCCGGCGCCAUGGCCGGGGACAGCGAGCAGACGCUGCAGAGCCCGCAGCAGCAGGGCGGCGGACCCUUUCUCAUCGGCGUCAGCGGAGGCACGGCAAGCGGCAAGUCUUCCGUCUGUGCAAAGAUUGUGCAGCUCCUGGGACAGAACGAGGUGGACUGUCACCAGAAGCAGGUAGUCAUCCUGAGCCAGGACAGCUUCUACCGUGUCCUCACCUCUGAGCAGAAGGCCAAAGCCCUUAAGGGCCAGUUCAACUUUGAUCACCCAGAUGCCUUUGACAAUGAACUUAUCUUCAUGACACUCAAAGAAAUCAUGGAAGGGAAGACGGUGCAGAUCCCUGUGUAUGACUUUGUCUCUCAUUCUCGGAAGGAAGAGACUGUCACCGUGUACCCCGCCGACGUGGUGCUCUUUGAGGGAAUCCUAGCCUUCUACUCCCAGGAGGUGCGAGACCUGUUCCAGAUGAAGCUCUUUGUGGACACAGAUGCUGAUACCCGGCUGUCCCGCAGAGUGUUAAGGGACAUCAGUGAAAGAGGGAGGGACCUGGAGCAGAUCUUAUCUCAGUACAUCACUUUUGUCAAGCCUGCCUUUGAAGAAUUCUGCUUGCCAACAAAGAAAUAUGCUGAUGUAAUCAUUCCAAGAGGUGCAGAUAAUUUAGUGGCCAUCAACCUCAUUGUGCAGCACAUCCAGGACUUCCUGAAUGGGGGGCUCUCCAAGCGGCAUACCAACGGCUAUCUCAAUGGCUAUACCCCUUCCCGCAAGCGGCAGUCAUCUGAGUCUAGCAGUCGGCCCCAUUGACCCAGCCUGCAACACCUCCUCUGCUGGGAGCCGCUGCCCCUUGUACAUAUGCUUCACAGCCUCGCUGUAUUUAAGAGAACACCGUGGAAAUGAAAUGCCUUUGGAUUCCAUUCCUUUCCUUUCCUUUCCUUUCCUUUCCUUUUCUUUUCUUUUCUUUUCUUUUCUUUUCUUUUCUUUUCUUUUCUUUUCUUUUCUUUUCUUUCUUCCUCCCUCCCUCCUUCCCUUCCUUUCUUCCUUUCUUUCUUUCUUUCUUUUUCUUUUUUUCUUUUUUGGACUGGGGACAGCAGCAGGAGACAGAAUGUGACUCUUGAAUUGAAAUCACAAACUGUGCCAACUACAACUGGUGAUGCCUAAUCAAUGACAAAUGCGCCGUGUAACCCAUUAUAAAUACAUAUGUAGAGAGCAGAGGAUCUAUUUUUGUGCCGAUGUACAAAUGCUGUAUAGCUGUUUGCCGUAAGUAUUUUGCCGGGGCUGGUGGCGGGGUGGGACAGAGAGAUGGUAAGGAGGGCCUGGGCUGAAUGAUGGGGGACCUGGAGCCAGAGGGUUAGAAAGGGCUAUGAAUGUGGUGUUGCUGGCAGGCCUCAGAACCCAGUGGCAGUGGAGUGUGAAGCCUCUGGGAAUCCUUCUGUUAUGUGCCACUUGUAACUAGAGAUGAACCACAUGCCCAAGACAGCUUCUUUUUUUCUCCUUUUUUUCCUUUGAGUUGAAAUAAGGCCUCAGCUCCAAAAUCCAACUCAGGGAAGAGGCCCCGUGUGCAGAAGAACCUGGUGUGGUCCCUUUCUUCACACUAUCUUUGCUCUGCCACACCCACUUCUAUCUUCCCAGAAGUCAGUGAUGCCUCCUUCCCUGCUGGGGAUUAGAGUGUGAGACUCCUUUCUGCAAGAACAAGGAAGGAGGCUGGGACCUCCGCUGCCUUUGCCGUCAUAUCCCCUCCACUUGGUUCAGACACCCCUGCUCAGAUUCCUAGGACUUAUCCUUGAUCAUGGCAAACACGGGGCAUUGCAGUGACCACCUGCAUCCCUCACAGGGGGCUUUGGGGAGCAAGCAAGGACCCCACCAAUGCUCCCUGAGGAUUUGGUGGCUGCAGGGCACCUUAUUGAGACAGGAAAAGGAUAAGCACCUGGAAUUCCUACUUUGAGGAGGCUUCCUGUGGGGAGUGGGACUGGACUAUGGGUUCCUACUUUCCCAGUGGUAUUUGCUUUUAGUGGGGAAAGAGCUUGGCUUUGACUUUAAUGGGGGCCAUCAUGUCAUCUUGUCUGUGUGUGGGGGGUGGGGUGGGUGAGGUGGGAUGGGGAGGUUCUUCUGUUGGAAGCUUCACCCCAGCUCUUUCGCUAGCAACUGAUUUCCCUACUGUCUCUCUCCUCCCCCAACUCAGUGCUAUCCUAGUAGGUCCCUCCUUCUGGACUCCACCCAUCAAUCUCUACUACUGUUUCCCUUGCAGGGCUUCCUGUCCCCUAGUUUGUGAUGGGAGGUGGGCUACAAAGGGGCCUCCCCAAACCUCCCCUGUUCAGAAGGUGCAGAUUCAUGGGGCAGUGACUUCCAGGGGGAUCAAGGUUAGUCCCCUCUCCCAUCUUGACCUGGAGAGGAGGUGGCCUGGCCCCGGUCCUGAGGACCCCUGGACAUGUGGCCUGAGGGGGCUUAUCUGCUCAGGGGGCCCCCAGAUUCUACCUGGGGGACCUGUGGGUAGACUUACACUUACUUGAAGCUCUAGGUGCCAAACCACUUAGUGCCUUGGCCUUCUCUGUCCCACUGCCCCAGUAGAGGGGGCUACUCCCUCCUGCCCUUAGCUUAACUAAGACCUCACCUUGUCCCCUGCAGUGUUGGAGCCAAGACCCCAGAGUCGCUGGGUGUUCUGCCUUAGCUUGGAAGCAGUGGCAGGGCUGGGGCAUCUUCUUGGAGGAGCCCCACCACCAUGCUGGCUCGGGAGGUAGAGGCUAGGCACUGGGCAUUGGCCGCUGGCCCCUAUUUCUUUGACAUGCUGUCAAAAGGAAUGCCAGACACCAUUUAGCCAGCUGAGAGUGUGAACCGUAGCUUCCUCAAUGGCUCUGAUCCCCUUGCAGGGGAACUUGGGGAACAGAACCAUUGGGUCAGGAAUGUUGUUGUGUAACAUCCAGGCAGUACUGUCAGGAAGUGGGGCAAUAAGAGUCAUAUGUGCCUGGGGUUCAUGCCUCCCUCCUCCCAGGUGUGUCACCCAUGGAUGACAUGCAAAAAGCAAGUGCUGAGCCCUGGUCUGGGGAUAUAGGACCUCUUGUGUCCCCAAGUAGCCAUGGCUAAGGUGCCUGGACUUGGCUGGACACCUGUGAUCCUGUUUGUGGCUACUCUGGUCCCACAUAAUGCUGGUUCCACUUCCCAUGCUGUGCACACUGGGGUUGUUGCCAGUGUGCCUGAGGUUUGCACCUCCUGGGAAGUGGCAGCACAGUGCACCCCUCCCUCGCCCCCAACUGCACCCUCCCAAUUCACUCCUGUAGCACAGUUUCCUGCAUUCUACAACCAUGACCCCAUGUUUCCCUCUGCCCUCAGAACUCUGCCACACACUGGGCAGAUGGAGGGGGGUGCAGGGCCAUUCUUUUAGGGGGGAUAACUUUAGCUUCUCCUAAGACGGAAUAGAGUUAGGGUGUAAGAUCAAAUCAUUAUACCACCAAGUUGGGAAGUUGCUCUCUGUCCCUGGGGUUCCCCAGAUUCUUGGUUGGCUGAUGGACUUCUGGAGUGGCUAGCCUUGUUAUGGAGGGUUGGGGGUGGGGAUAGGGUCACUAAACAAGACAUGGGUGUUUUUUGUGUCCCUGCUUCUCUUAACCUCCCUCCUUGCACCCACCUCAACUGUACUGUGAGCCCACAUGCUUUGUACUUGGCUGUAAAUAAAGAUUGAAUGGAAAGAAAA
Molecule: messenger RNA, 3788 nt
Organism: Erinaceus europaeus (western European hedgehog)
Lineage: Eukaryota; Metazoa; Chordata; Mammalia; Eulipotyphla; Erinaceidae
Gene: UCK2
Product: uridine-cytidine kinase 2
Exons: 7
Coding region: 128-910 (260 amino acids)
Cellular component (GO): cytoplasm; cytosol
Molecular function (GO): kinase activity; ATP binding
Source: RefSeq, a predicted model, not a curated record